Molecule: messenger RNA, 849 nt
Organism: Colletotrichum spaethianum
Lineage: Eukaryota; Fungi; Ascomycota; Sordariomycetes; Glomerellales; Glomerellaceae
Product: thaumatin-like protein 1
Exons: 3
Coding region: 1-849 (282 amino acids)
Molecular function (GO): protein binding
Source: RefSeq, a predicted model, not a curated record
AUGGCGUCCAAGGAGGCUGAGAAAGAUCCUCAGGGCAAAGGCAAGGACAAGUCGGUCAAAGAAGACGAGGCCGAGGAACAGGUCCAGGAGAAGUUCUCACCUGAAGAAGAGGCGUCCCUGUUGGCCGAGUCCAACGCAAGCAAAUCCGAGGCGAACGCUCUCUUCUCCUCAUCAAAGUAUGAAGAGGCCAUCACCAUGUAUGAUCAGGCCGUCGCCGCCUGCCCCAACUACCUUGACUACGAGCUCGCCGUCCUGCGCUCCAACAUCUCCGCCUGCCACCUAAAGCUGGAGCAGUGGAAGGAGGCCAUCUCGAGCGCAACCGCCGCCAUCGACGGCCUGGAUCGUAUCGAGAAGGAGGCCGCCCUCGAGCAAGAGCGCCGCGAGAAGGAAAAGGCCGAGGAAGAGGACGUCGAGGACGAAAUCAUCAGCUCCGGCGCUAGCAAGGCCGCACCCGCACCGGCGCCCGAGGACGACCCCGAGGAGGCGGCGCGCCGGAAGCGCAAGGACGACGUGCUGAGGAUCCGGGCUAAGGCGCUGAUGCGCAGGGCGAGGGCGCGGAGCGAGGAGGGUGGCUGGCAGAACCUCGCCGGCGCAGAGGAGGACUACAAGACGCUCUCCCAGAUGACGAACCUGGCGCCCGCGGACCGCAAGAUUGUGCAGACGCAGCUGCGUGUGCUACCGGCCCGGACCAAGGCUGCGCAGGAGAAGGAGACUGCCGAGAUGUGGGGGAAGCUGAAGGACUUGGGCAAUGGAAUCCUCAAACCUUUCGGUCUGAGUACGGACAACUUCCAGAUGGUCAAGGACGAGAAGACGGGAGGUUACUCGAUGAACUUCAACCAAGGUCAAUAA